AACGGCCGCCGCGGGGGGAACGGUCUAACCACUCUUCCUUUAAAACGCCAUCGGCUCUUCUCCUCCUCGGUCCUUCUCUGCCAAAUUGAAGAGCCUCUCCUCUUUACGUGUGUCACUUACUCCCCAAUUCCGCGACCGUUUCACCGAGUAAUUCGUUGUUUUUGAGGCGGAGAAAGGCGAUUCCGGCGGUCGAUGGCCCCCGGGAUGCUGAUGUCACGUUUUCUUGCCGUUUUGCUCACUUCGCUAGCUAUAGCCGUAUCUUAAUCUGGUAAACCCUAAGCAAAAGCGAACUUUUACGUAGCCGAGUUUCGAAGUUAUUCCAUGCUUUGUCUCGCAAAUCGGAAGCAAACAAUGAUUAUAAUAAUGAUAAUCCGCGAGAUAAAGGUUCCAGUUCUGGCUUAAAGCGUCUAGAAUUUCGGUAGGUACAUUGAUUUUUGGCAAACUUCUUGGCGUCCGUGUGAUUCGGUUGGUGAUCAGAGGACGAGAUGAGUUGCGGUGCCAUCUGCGAGAGUCACUAGGUCGAUGAAUUGACUCAUGGUUUCAUAUUCAAUUCCUACUUUCUAUUUGAUGUAUCGGAAAUCAUCAACUUUUUUUGAGAACUGUUCUUGCUUCCCUACUCGAUUGAGUUUUUGCUGCGUGAAAUUUUGAAAUCGAAGUUGAAGAAGUGAGAGAAUGCAUAGGGCUUUAAAAUUUCGAAUUCAGUAGAAAUUGCUCUUUGACAUAUGUAGCCUUUGAAGUCUUCACUGUAAUUAUGCAAGUUAAAUGGUAGCUAGUAUCCAAAAAUUGGAAAUGGAAACUAGAAAUUGAUUUAAGCUUCUGCAAGAACUUUCACUCACUAGGAUCUUCCUUUUCUAUCGCUCAAGUCAUGCCUUUCCCCAUGAAGAUUCAACCUAUAGAUGUUGACUCUGUAGACGAGUUCACUCGCAACGGAUCAGUAAAGCCUGCGGGGAAGUCACGGUUCAAGCGACUUUUCGAGCGGCAGUUACCUAGCGUUCUGAGGUCCUCAACGGCGGAGAAGAUAACCGGCGCUCCGGAAGCGCAUUUGAACAAAGAUGUCUCCGUUGAUUUGGACCCAAGCUCUGUUUGCCUUGCACACAUGGUGCAGAAUUUCCUCGAAGGCAACGACAAACAAUCUGUGACGGUGAGACAUGGAAGGAACCGCUGCAAUUGCUUCAACGGGAGUAACAACAGUUCAGAGGAUGAAUUGGACUCGUGCAAUUGUUUCCGCGACUCCAACUUUUCCUCUUCCGGCGAUGCAUGCGAAGUUCUCAAGAGUCUGGUCCCCUGUGCGAGUGUCUCUGAAAGAAACCUGCUAGCGGAUACUUCGAAAAUAGUUGAAAAGAAUAAGAUCUCUAAGCGAAAAGAUGAUUACUGCAGGAAGAUUGUCAGAGACGGGCUCUUGGCUCUUGGAUACGACGCUUCAAUUUGCAAAUCAAGAUGGGAAAAAUCCCCCUCGCAUCCCGCCGGGGAGUACGAGUAUGUGGACGUGAUAACAGAAGGCGAACGCUUAAUCAUAGAUAUUGAUUUCAGAUCAGAGUUCGAAAUCGCUCGAUCGACCAAAUCCUUCAAAGCGAUUCUCCAAACUUUGCCAGUCAUAUUCGUCGGUAAAGCUGAUCGUCUCCAGAGGAUCGUCUCCCUGGUAUCAGAGGCAGCCGAACGUAGUCUGAAGAAGAGAGGCAUGCCCUUUCCACCUUGGAGAAAAGCCGAGUAUGUCAUAGCAAAGUGGCUCGCUCCCUACACUAGAACCAAUUCAGAACACAACAUUUCCCAGAAAUCUGAUAUUGAUACAGAAGGGAAAGAAUCUUUGGUUCCCGUAGGAAGCUCCUCCAAGCUGAUCUUCGGUGAGGACCUUUCUCCUCGCCGUGAUGGCGUUUUUACUUUGUCUGACUGUUCGGGUGAAAGAGAGAAGGCAAUGGUGAAAGAAUGGGAACCUCCGGAGAUUAAACCGAAGAAUUCAAACGUUGGACUGAAGAUCAUGACUGGUUUAGCUUCUGUCAUGGAUGAGAAACCAUAAAAUUUUGAUCUUUUGCACCCUUUUUAUUUUAGCACUAGAAAAUCAAAAUACUCACCAUGUGACACUUUACUUUUGUUCGAUAACCAUCCCUUCGCUUUUUCCGGUAAGGGAGCCAUCUACCAAUAUGAUAUAUGCUAUUAUGACCAAUAAAACAGUGAUAAAUAGCUUAUGUA
Molecule: messenger RNA, 2187 nt
Organism: Diospyros lotus (date-plum)
Lineage: Eukaryota; Viridiplantae; Streptophyta; Magnoliopsida; Ericales; Ebenaceae
Exons: 3
Coding region: 866-2014 (382 amino acids)
Source: RefSeq, a predicted model, not a curated record